Lotus japonicus is the source of this 1440-nucleotide messenger RNA. RefSeq lists its product as uncharacterized. The transcript has 2 exons. The record is from RefSeq and is a predicted model, not a curated record. NCBI's taxonomy places the organism in Eukaryota, Viridiplantae, Streptophyta, Magnoliopsida, Fabales, Fabaceae. Bases 1 to 1440 code for a protein of 479 amino acids.
AUGAAUCAGCCUGCACAUAGAGAAUGGAUGUAUAAUAGGGUUCUACCUAAUCGAGCGGGGCUUUCAGAUGCUUUUUAUGUGGGUGUUGAAACUUUUAUUUCACAUGCUUGUGGAUUAGAUCAAUUUCUGAAGACGAGAACAAUUAGAUGCCCAUGUGUGAAGUGUGAUUGUAGAAAAAUGCAAACCGCAGAUGAGGUGAGGGUUCAUUUAUAUAGGAAAGGGUUUAGGCCGAAUUAUUUUUACUGGACGUCACAUGGAGAAGAAUUUCCUCAACCAACUCCUGUAACAGUUCAACAACAAUCGAUUCCAAAUUUGGAUCAAGAACAAACUGUGUAUGAAGAAAACUUUAAUUCUUACGAGUCAAUGGUAAUGGAUGCUGCCGGUCCAAGUCUUGCUCAGUGCUACCAGGAAAGUAGAGAUGAGACACCUAAUAAAGAGACCCAAGAUUUCUAUGACCUUUUGGCUGCAACAGAAUCUCCUUUGUUUGAGGGCUGCUCUAGUCACUCAGAGUUAUCAGCUUCACUACAAUUGCUUACAAUUAAGGCAGAGCAUAAUAUAUCUCAAGAAGCUUUUAAUAAAAUUGUACAGUUUUGUAGAGAAACUUGGCCCUCAGAUAAUCGCAUGCCACCAAAUUAUUACAGAACAAAAAAGUUGGUUGAAAGAUGUGGGGAAAAUCGAUAUAUAUUGAAGAAAAGCAGUUAUGGUAAGGUAAAUGAGGUUGCCAGAAACCGAAUGUGGUACUUGCCUCUUGCACCAAGGUUGCAAAGAUUGUAUUCUUCUCCUGCUACUGCUAGUCAUAUGAGAUGGCAUUUUGAUAAUGUUAGGGAAGAAGGUGUAUUGGUUCAUCCUUCUGAUGGAGAGGCGUGGAAAGAUUUUGAUAAAACACAUAAAGACUUUGCUAAAGAACCUCAAAAUGUCAGACUUGGUUUAUGUGCUGAUGGAUUUAGUCCAUUCAACAUUAAGGGUAAGCCUUAUUCAUGCUGGCCUGUAAUUGUCACUCCUUAUAACUUGCCUCCUUCAAUGUGUAUGAAAGAAGAAUAUUUGUUCUUGACUAUAAUCAUUCCUGGCCCUAAGCCUCCUCAUAAGGGAAAAAUAGAUGUCUUCUUGCAACCAUUGAUAAAUGAACUUAAAAUGCUAUGGGAAGUUGGUGUUACUACAUAUGAUGUCUCAUUAAAGCAAAACUUUCAAAUGAGGGCUGCGUUGAUGUGGACCGUUAAUGAUUUUCCAGCUUAUGCAAUGUUAUCAGCUUGGUCGACUGCUGGAAGCCUGGAAGAUUAUCUUGUCCUUAUUGUAUGGAACACUCCAAAGCCAAAUGGCUUAAGCAUGGUAAGAAGAUAUCAUUUUUUGAUUGUCACCGAUGCUUUUUGCCGACGGAUCAUCCAUAUCGAAGGAACAAGAACAAUUUUACUAAAAAUAAGCAAGAAUUUGAUCUGCCCCUGA